Molecule: messenger RNA, 1752 nt
Organism: Malus domestica (apple)
Lineage: Eukaryota; Viridiplantae; Streptophyta; Magnoliopsida; Rosales; Rosaceae
Source: RefSeq, a predicted model, not a curated record
CUGUGGGAAUCGAUACGAAAAGUUGUGUCGGUUCUCUUUCAUUUUUUCACCUCCACCGUGAAUCUGCAGAAACUAAGAACCUAAAUCUUUUCCAGAAAACCCCCACAAACAGCAAGCCACCAUGUCAUCUCUUCUCUCUUUCUCUCUCUAUUCGUUUCUGUAUCCUCAGAGAAAAGAACUCUCCAUCUCUCUAAAAAAAAAAAAACUCUCCGAGACUCUCACCCUCCUCAUCACCUUCCUCAAAAUUCCCCUUUUCUUUCUCAUUCGACUCUAACUUUAUGGUUUCAUCGAGAUCGCUUUUGUCCUUGUAGAGUGGGUGUGCAGAGAGAUUUUGUAGAGUUAUGUACGUGAGCCGCCCGUUGGUCCAUCCGGUGGAGGCCCCGCCUACGACUGACGUGGCGGCCCAGAACGCCCUCAGAGUGAGGAUGAAGGACGUCCAAGGCAUGCCUGGCACCCCCGAUGGGCUCUCCAUGCGUCUCUGCCAGCUCUGCUUCGCCGCACUUGGCACCCUCGGUGGCUCGCCCUGCGUCUCUGCCAGCUCUACUUCGUCGCAAUCUCUCUCUGUCAUGGCCACCACCUCCGAUUUUCCCACCGUCGCCACCUUCUGCUACCUUGUUGCUGCUAUUAGCUUGCAAUGUGUGUGGAGUUUGUCAAUGGUGAUUGUUGAUUUGUAUGCUCUUUUGGUGGGGCGAAGUUUGCAUAAUUGCAAGGCUGUGUGUUUCUUCACCAUUGGAGAUGGGGUCAAGCAUCUAGGUCCGCAGGAUCUUGGCGGUCGGGCUCUCGUCGAGGAAGAACCUGUGUUAAUUCGACAGUGUUGGCGACAAUCCGAAGGUGAAGGAAGUGAUCGAAGCCUUGAUCUAACCGCACGGCCAAGGAGCUGCGCACCCGGAGCUAAAGAAAGAAGAGAAAAGAGACGCCAAGAAAAUCUCCCUCAUCAGAACCAUCCCUUAUUCUGAUCACCAGCAGUGGUGGUCAACAGAGACUGUUGCGGUGGUGACUGAGGGUAAUAGGGGGAUUGGGUUUGAGAUUUCGAAGUAGCUUGCGGCAUAUGGAGUUACUGUUAUACUCACAUCCAGAGACCGCAGUGUGGGGCUUGAAGCAGCUAAGGUCUUCCAAGAAGGUGGCCUCAAUACAUUUCGCCAUCAGCUCGAUGUGCUAGACACGGCGUCCAUCACUGAGUUUUAUGAUUGGUUGAAAGAAAACUACGGUGGGUUGGAUAUUCUGGUGAGUGAUCAGAUUUUGGAUAUUAUUUGUUUCAUUCAAUUCCCGCAACCUCAUCGAACCGUUUCUGUCGGUGAUGCCAUCAGAAAUGAUGAGUCUGGAUGGCUUUAGUCGACCACCCACAUGGAUGGCUUUUGUCGACCACCCACAUGCAAAAGCAAGGAGAAGAAAAGAGAGGCUUCCCUCUCCAAGAGCAUAUGCUAUCCCACUACAAGGUCCCAACAAUAACCAGGCCGAAAGCAGAAAGUGAAAAGAAAAAAGAAAAAGAAAGGCUGCAUGUGAGUAUGUCUGUAGAUGAAAAAAAAAAGUAUGCAUUUAUCCCUCAGUCAUCUCAACCACUCCCAUAAAAGCAAAAUCAAAAGAAGAUAAAAAGAAGCAGACAUAAUUGCGGUGGUGAUGACAUUAUGGGCGUGACCCAUUAAGCAGAGGGUCAGAUUUAUUUGUGAAUGAUGUAAUUUAUUUUUCUUAUCUUUCGGAGACAUCUGUAUAACCCCAUCAGAGGGUAAUAAUAAAAAAAACGACAAGCCCAAA